Perognathus longimembris pacificus (Pacific pocket mouse) is the source of this 5958-nucleotide messenger RNA. It is a transcript of the gene Nebl, whose product is annotated as nebulette. The record is from RefSeq and is a predicted model, not a curated record. Lineage: Eukaryota; Metazoa; Chordata; Mammalia; Rodentia; Heteromyidae. Gene Ontology annotation, cellular component: Z disc; focal adhesion. The transcript has 29 exons. Gene Ontology annotation, molecular function: actin filament binding. Bases 1892 to 4750 code for a protein of 952 amino acids. Gene Ontology annotation, biological process: cardiac muscle thin filament assembly.
UGCAUUUCCUUCUUGGCAGACUUGGCAGCCCUGGUGUGUGUUUCUGGAUAGGAAUGUGAGGCUGGGUGCCUUGAAUGUGUGUUUGCUGUUGUGGGAUGUGAGAGCUACUUGGAGUACUCAUAAAACGUGCCAACAUCACCUGUUAAAUACCUGCCCUUUGGUUCUUGAUCAUAGUUAUCUACAGUCUUACAGUUAUUGUAAUCUACUAUCUUCUUAUAUUACACAUGGUUCUCACCUUUUGAAUAUUUACAAAACAGGAUUUUCAAUAAUUGAAUCUAAAAAACCUGACAGUUAAUAUUUUUACUGUGGAUAAACAUUCAAAGUAUACAUAUAUGAUUUGGUAUCAUGAAAAAUGUUAUAUUUGCUAAUUAUAUGUAUAAGUGGUUGAGCACUUUAAAUUAUGUAUUUGUCUAACCCUAUAUGCCAUUUAAUUUUGGAAAUAAACAUAUAUGUAGUUACUUUCUAUUUGAAAAUGGUGUCUUGUUCACUAAUCUAUUUAACCUUUAAAAAGAAAGCUGGGACUAGCAGAAGAUUAAGACACAUUAAGAAACAGGAAUAUAUUAAUUUAGUACUUAUUAAAGAUAUGUAAAUAGCUCAUUCUUAAUUCCUGUCAUUCAUAUGUGCGAUUGCGUUUCCUCCAAAAUAUUAUAUGAAGUGUCAGAGUAUACUUUACAUAAAGAAUUAGUUCAGUGUCAGAUAUACAAGUGGAGAUGUGAAUGGAUCUCAAGUUGUGUAUGUAUAUAAAAUUAUGAGCUAACAUGGAAAACUCAUAUCAUUAUUUUUCAUGAGAACUGCAUUUUGUGUGUGACUUAUAAGUGAUACAGUCUUAUUUUCUAGGAAACAUUUAAUCAGCAGGUGGAUUUCAACACACCAAUAUUGGGCUAUCUUCAUGAGAUACACAUGUGUACAUUUGUAUACAUCUCCACACACAUACAAUUUGCAAAUAAUUAUAAUAUGUAAUUUAAGAAAAUAACUAUCUGUCAAAAGUUUAAAAAGAGAAAUAUCUAAUGUUUAAAUUUUAUUUAGGAACUGGGAGGAGGCUUUUCUCUUAUCAUAUUCCUUAAGGUUUAUUCACUGAUCUUCAAAUUGACAUUUUACAUUAGUAAGGCUUUUUUUUAUUUGAAGAGAAAGAAUUGACUUACAAGAUUUCAUGACCUCUUGUUUCCCUACUGCAUCCCAGAAACUGUUAAUCAUGAACAGCGGCGAUUAUUCUCCUUAUUUUUCUUCCUCUUCAUUCUUUCCUUAAGCCAAAAACCUAUUCUUGCUCUUAAAAAUACCAAUUGGAGGUAUAUUUUACAUUCAGUCAUCUUUUUUACUUUGGAUCAUUUUUGGAGAUUGAAAAAUAAUAGUGUUUCUAAGACAAAGUUGUGUCAUAAAUCUUCAGCUUUCAUAGAAAAUUAUAUCACAAAGAACUACACAUUUCUACUUAAGACAUCCAUGUGGCAGCUAACUGGAGGACUGAAGCUGACUCAUAGGUAAGCCUUUCAAUUUAUAUUGCAAUUAAGUCAGUUUUUGUAUUUAAUUAGAAAAGAGCCAACCAUUUCACCAACAUUUAUCAUUAGCAGGAAGUGUCUCAUGUUCAAUACCAGAGGCAUCGGUAGAUCCAUUCUUAACAUUGCAAAACCCUUCAUCACAGGGGGAAGAGAAAUACCAUUUGGAAGAGGAAAGGAAAACAAAUACCAAUGAGAAAGUCAUAUAUUUUACAGACUGAUGGAAAUACAUAGCAAGGUGGGUAAUUGCAGAGAGAUGCCCAAUACAGAUCACCCAUUUGCCGUGGGGCAGAUGACAUCACCAUAAGUAACACAAGUCUUAUCUUCUCAAAUUAGACCCAAGAAAGAUGUGUCAUAAGUGGCUUUGGCAAGAUUUUCCUGCAUAUUUCUAGAGGGUGAAAAUGAGGGAUCCUGUGUUUGAGGAUGUAAAAGAUGGAGCUAGAGAGGAAAAAGCAGCAGAUGAAGAAGAUGAAGAGGACAAGGUUUGCUUUAAGCCUGUUAUUGAAGACCUAAGCAUGGAACUGGCCAGAAAAUGCACUGAACUCAUUAGUGAUAUCCACUAUAAAGAAGAGUAUCAAAAGUCCAAAGACAAAUGUACAUCUGUGACUGACACUCCCAUGCUAAACCAUGUAAAAAAUGUUGGUGCUUUUAUUUCUGAGACAAAAUACAAAGGCAACAUUAAGGCUGACCUUUCCAACUCUCUAUAUAAGAAGAUGCCUGCCACCAUCGACAGCGUGUUUGCAAGAGAAGUUUCACAGCUUCAGAGUGAGGUUGCCUACAAGCAGAAGCAUGGUGCCGCUAAAGGACUCUCAGAUUACGCCCACAUGAAGGAGCCUCCGGAGGUCAGGCAUGCCCUGGAGGUCAGCAAGCACCAGAGUAAUAUUUCAUAUAGAAAAGAUGUGCAGGACGCCCACACGUACACAGCAGAAUUCGACAGACCAGACAUCAAGAAAGCAACGCAGGUCUCCAAGAUCAUAAGCAAUGUGGAAUAUAAGAAAGGGCAAGGAAUAAUGAAUAGAGAGACAGCUGUAAUUGGAAGGCCAGACUUUGAGCAUGCUGUGGAAGCUUCUAAACUUUCCAGUCAAGUCAAAUAUAAAGAAAAAUUUGACAAUGAAAUGAAGGAUAACAAACAUCAUUACAAUCCUCUUGAGAGUGCUUCCUUUAGACAAAAUCAGCUUGCUACUUCACUGGCCAGUAAUGUGAAGUACAAGAAAGACAUUCAAAAUAUUCAUCAACCGGUGUCAGAUCUCCCAAAUUUGUUGUUUUUAGACCAUGCUUUGAAAGCCAGCAAAAUGCUCAGCGAACGAGAGUAUAAAAAGCAUUUUGAGGAGAGUAAAGGAACAUAUCACUUUGAUGCGGAGACUGCAGAACACCUGCACCAUAAAGGCAAUGCCACCCUUCAGAGCCAGGUUAAAUACAGAGAAGAGUAUGAGAAAAAUAAGGGGAAAUCAAUGCUAGAAUUUGUCGAGACGCCAUCAUAUCAAGCUUCAAAAGAAGCUCAAAAGAUGCAAAGUGAGAAAGUCUACAGAGAGGAUUUUGAAAAGGAGAUUAAAGGAAAGCCCUCAAUGGAUUUAGACAAGACUCCUGAAUUUUUACAUGUAAAAUACAUCACCAACCUGCUGAGGGAGAAAGAAUAUAAGAAGGAUUUGGAAAAUGAAAUAAAAGGGAGAGGAAUGGAACUUAAUCCAGAAGUUCUUGAUAUUCAAAGAGCAAAACGGGCAUCCGAAAUGGCCAGUGAGAAAGAAUACAAGAAGGACCUGGAGUCAGAAAUUAAAGGGAGAGGAAUGCAGGUUGGCACCGACACCCUUGAAAUCCAGCGUGCCAGGAAGGCUGCUGAGAUAGCCAGCGAGAAAGACUAUAAAAGAGACCUGGAGACUGAAAUUAAAGGGAAAGGCAUGCAGGUCAGUGCAGACACUCUUGAUGUUCAGAGAGCAAAGAGAGCAUCGGAGAUGGCCAGCGAGAAGCAAUAUAAGAAAGACUUAGAAAAUGAAAUUAAGGGAAAAGGAAUGCAAGUGAAUGCUGAUAUCCCGGAUAUGCUUCGAGCCAAGAGGGCAUCUGAAAUCUAUAGCCAGAAAAAGUAUAAAGGUGAAGCAGAGAAAAUGCUUUCGAAGUACUCCACUGUGCUCGACACUCCUGAAAUUCAGAGGACCAAGACCAGCCAACAGAAUAUUAGUGCGGUGUUUUAUAAGAAAGAUGUAGGAGCUGGCACAGCAGUAAAAGAUACCCCAGAGAUUGAACGAGUGAAGAAAACCCAGCAGAAUAUUAGCUCAGUCAAAUAUAAAGGAGAGAUUAAGCAGGCAACUUCUAUUUCCGAUCCUCCAGAGCUGAAGAGAGUGAGGGAAAACCAGAAGAAUAUCAGCAAUGUUUAUUAUAAAGGUCAACUGGGAAGAGCUACAGUGUUAAGUGUAACUCCUGAGAUGGAAAGAGUAAAGAAGAAUCAAGAAAAUAUUAGCUCGGUAAAAUAUACCCAGGACCAUAAACAGAUGAAAGGUAGACCAAGUUUGAUUUUAGAUACACCUGGUUUGAGACAUGCUAAAGAAGCACAAAAUCAUAUUUCCAUGGUAAAAUACCAUGAAGACUUUGAGAAGACGAAGGGCCGGGGCUUCACUCCUGUGGCGGAUGACCCUGUGACAGAGCGCGUGAGGAAGAAUGCGCAAGUCAUCAGUGACGUGGCCUAUAAAGGUGUCCAGCCUCACGUUGUGGAGAUGGACAGGAGACCCGGAAUCAUUGUUGAUCUCAAAGUUUGGCGCACAGAUCCUGGCUCCAUCUUCGAUAUUGAUCCCCUGGAAGACAAUAUUCAGUCUAGAAGUCUACAUAUGCUCUCUGAAAAGGCGAGUCAAUAUAGGAGACACCGCUCUCGAUCUCAUUCCAGCAGCACUUUUGGUACAGGUCUGGGAGAUGACAAGUCAGAAAUUUCUGAGCUCUACCCUAGCUUUUCUUGCUGCAGUGAGGUAACACGACCAUCUGAAGAAGGAGCACCUGUCCUUCCUGGAGCUUACCAGCAGAGCCAUUCCCAAGGCUAUGGUUAUAUGCACCAGACCAGUAUGUCAUCCAUGAGGUCAAUUCAGCACUCAUCAAAUCUAAGGACCUACCGGGCCAUGUAUGACUACAGUGCCCAGGAUGAAGAUGAGGUCUCCUUCCGGGAUGGCGACUACAUCGUUAACGUGCAGCCCAUUGAUGACGGCUGGAUGUACGGCACCGUGCAGAGGACCGGGCGGACGGGCAUGCUCCCCGCCAAUUACAUAGAGUUUGUGAAUUAGUUCUUUCCUCUUGCCCUUUGAGCUUUAUUCUCAUGUAUUCUACACUUAACCUUUUUAAAAAUAUAGAGAAUACUUUAAAGACAACUCGGCAAUUAUUUUCCAAUAACAUAUACCCUUCCUCUGACAACUAGAUUUGCAGGUACUAGGAAGAAGGAAUGACUUCUGGGCUGAAAAACAGCAGCAUUUUCAGUAAUUUCUGUAAACAAAACCAUUAGGUCUGGAGACCUGGUGCUGCUAAUUGUGUUCAUGGUUUCCUUUGAUUGGCUAUUGAAUCCCUCUGGGAAAUGUAUUUUUGUAGACUUUAAUAGAGAUGUUGAUUGUCCCCUAAAUGUCACUGUGUAUGAAUCUGCUUAGCUGUCACUAUGAAUCACUGAAAUCCAACUCUCGUAACUCAGUAACACAUCUAAUAAAUUAAAAAAAAAACACCUGUUUAGCUUUUGAGUCAUUAGGCAAUUUCAAACUCUGGUAAAAAUUGCCUAAUAUAAUAAAUAUAAGCAAUGGUACAAUGAGUCUGGGUAAAAUUAUAUUGAUUGAUGGCCUUCGGGGACCAAACAGGAAAUAUCCUUGUUCCCUGGGUGGACUGUGUCUAUUUAUUUCUCAUCUGUAUCACAGCUAUCCUAUUCUCCAUUUACAUUCUGUGGAUCUAAGCAAUUGCUUGGUUCCACAGAAUGUGAGGACCAAAUAACUUCACAGCUACUCUUGCAAAGGGCAAAAUUUGAUGUCAUCUGUAUUAUUUCCCUAGUAGCCUUCGCCCUGUUGCAUGUCAUGUGGGUUCGAGCUUCUGUAACAUAGGCAGUUUCCUUGCCUGUUCCUGUUAUUAAUCCCAGCAGUGGGGCUCCUGCCUCCAAGCCCUUUCCCGUAGUUGCCAGAUCAUCAGGAAAACCUAUUCUGAAAAGUUGCUUGAGAUUUUCCUGCUGUAUUGCACUCUAGUUUUGAAGGACUAACACUUUAGAAGAAAUACACAUAUACUCUCGUAAAUAAGUGAUUUAGGUAUUUACUGAAGAGCUUUUGUUGACUUAAUGCUGCUGUUGAUUUACAAGUGAAGGAAAGAUCACAGGAACCAGUGAUAAAAUGAGAUACAGAAUGUACUGAUCACAACUUGGGUGAACAGAAGUGGACUCCACAGGGGAGUUGGCUACACUAUUUUCUUCUGGAAAACAGUAUUGGGACUCUGGGAUCCAAAUGUAGCCAUUAAAGACUAGUGAAUG